Messenger RNA from Daphnia pulex (common water flea), 4535 nucleotides. RefSeq lists its product as uncharacterized. Gene Ontology annotation, molecular function: GTP binding; protein binding. The coding region runs from base 137 to 4246 and encodes 1369 amino acids. The record is from RefSeq and is a predicted model, not a curated record. Lineage: Eukaryota; Metazoa; Arthropoda; Branchiopoda; Diplostraca; Daphniidae. The transcript is spliced from 3 exons.
GGCCAAAGCCAUCAAAUCCAAAAUUCUCCCUCGGCAACAGAUUUUGAACGUUUGGUUUACACACACUCAGACACUCAACAGUUGAUAACCACCGAUCGACCGUAACAAAGUGAAUUAGGCAUAGAAGAAAUUCAACAUGGCUGAGGAAGUUAUCGAAAUUGCUGCUUUGGGUCGCCGUUUCCAGCUUGGCGACUUGUAUAACCAUCGUAAUGACUGCAUUGUUUCAGGCAAUGGGCAGGAUUUGGCUUCAGUCACCAAUAUCGCAAGGCAGCUGAACUUGGAAGUUACUUCGAGCUCUUCAGCAAGCAAAUGGGAGCUGAUGGAUCUUGAUGAGCACCAUCAGGCCAGCGUCGUCGCGGGUCUCAUUGAAAAGUAUCGCGGCGCAAGUAACUUCAUCAGUGACGUAUCAGAUCCCUCACAGGCAACGAUCAACCUCAGAUGCCACGUCCAAUCCAAGAAAGAGUCAUUAGAUGUGAAGGAGCUAAUUGAAAAGGAAGUCUCGUUUCUUUUAAACAACGAAGAAGAAAUGAAAAAGUCGGAAGCCACUCACGUCGUAGUGGGUGUGGUCUACGGAGCAGAAGCUUAUUGCGUCCUGACUCAGGAUCUUGACGUAAAUGACGAAAACGAUCGAGAAGAGGCAGAAGAAAAAUUAACCAAGCUGUCAGCCAAAUUUCAGAACGCGUUGGAAGACGGCCAAACGUCUACCGAUUUCGCUGACCAAUUUGAAAAGGAAGAAGUGAAACAGCUCAAUCGAAUGAAAUGCCGCUUGUAUGCAGAUAAUCAAACUCAGGCAGUCCGGGAAUGCGGAUUCUUCGACGCUUACAAGAAUUGCCUGAAACUCAUCGAGGAAAUACAGAAGUCUGACGUCGAAACCAACAAGGCCGUCCCAAUCGCCGCUGUACUCUGCCCAUUGAAGGUUUUCACGAAGCCGGCCGGAGGAUGGCAACCGUUCGAGUACCGAGACGUCGAUGCUGAUCUGAUGGCUCGUUGUUCCACUAUUCUGGAUGAGCUUGAUCAAGUCGGCGUCAAGCUGGAAGCCAUUCGCAAAAAUAACAAGAAAGUAAGUCGUCCCUCACUGCGUCAAUUUGGCGACGCUGUUAUCAAGUACAAGGAACUGGCGAAGAAGAGUUUGAAAAAUGCAGUCGUGAAAGCUCGUGGAUCUGUCGAUGAAGACGACAGAGAGAUUGAAAAAAUUGCCGAUAUUAUUGAAAACCAUCCGCUUUUCAAACCCUCAAAACUGCGACUGUGGCUGGCCUACAAAGAAGCUGAGUCGGAAAUGGCCGGGAAGUUGGCUGGCGUGCCCGGCAUAAUUUUCAUAGUCGACAGAAAGCAGCUGGACAAAGAUUUAGCUGACUCGUUUGGCAUGAAGUAUGCACUCGUCUUAACUGUACCUCCGCUGGACGAGAAAACGAAAGACAUUUUGGAGGAAAUGAAGGACUACGUUGAAGAUUACACGAAGCUGGUGGCAGUCGAUGACGACAUCGACAUGGAGGAAGGAGACGAGGACAAGGACGAUCUUCCGUGGCACAUGGCUCUUCGUAAGAAAAAGCAAGUGAUGGACAGGAUCCGGGAGUUUGCCAGUCACGUGGAGAAAAACAAACAUCUGGACCAGAAAGUUCGGUUCGUCAUCACUCCCGCCGAACCGGGCAAAGCAAGCUGUCGUUAUUCCGUCUACGAGGAUGGAAAUCUUCUGAAAGAAAACUUGAGCGAGUUGCCCACUCCGCCCACCGGUCUCCGUAUUCAACUCGCUUCCGGUAAAUCGGCCAAGAAAUCGACGCCGUCCAUCCGUCUAGAAUGGGACUACAAAGAUCUCGGCUACCCAUUUCACUUUUGCGUCGAAUCUAAGCCGAAAAACAGUUCCGACUCUUGGACGCAGCAGAAGACGGCCAAGGCCGGCGAAACCCAAAUGAUCCUGAACGUUUUGAAAAGUGGAUCGGAGCUGGAAAUUCGAGUGGCGGCUGACACUGCAAUUGGACGUAGUGAAUUCAGCGAUGUCAUCGACAGUUCCGACUUUGAUAUUUCUGGUGGAAACAAUUCCGAUGAAGAAGAGAAGAAGCCCAUCAAACAAGUCCGUGUCCCUCAUCAAACGAAGCAAAUGACUGGCCAAGCAAUGAAAAAUGGAUCCGCUCAUCCGACACCCAAGACCGGGAACAAAGGGACACUCCAGCCUCCGUCUGAUCCGCAAGUCGAGUGGGUAACGCAAACAACAGCAGAGCUGACGUGGUCUCGCCCGUCCAAGGGAAGCGGUAAGGUGAAUUUCUCUUACCAAGUUCGUUAUUUGCUGAAAAACGAUGAAGAUGACUCGGCGUAUCAACAACUGGAUGUACCGUCCACCGAGACCGGAUGCCGAUUGGAAAAUCUCGAGCCGGAGACAACUUAUUUCAUCAACAUUUUUGCAGUCUCUGAUGAAGAGAUGAGCGCACCAAGUCAAACUGUUGAAUUGACAACCAAGUCAGAAGAGGUCCGUUUUGCCGAAACGAUUCUGAACAAAUGCAAGAAAAUUGGCAGCCGGAAUGGCAUGGAUUUGUUUGCUGUUCCGCUUACGAAAACGACUGGAUACCGAACAACGGCCGAUCGCUUCGUCUUUGGAAGAGGAGAUGGCCAGCAGAAAGGGCGGAUGCAGCACAGAACAAUUUUGGUGAUGGGCGCCACCGGUUCCGGUAAAACGACACUAAUCAAUGGCAUGAUUAAUUAUAUUUUCAACGUGCAGUGGGAGGAUACCUUCCGCUUCCAGCUGAUUCAAGAACAGACGGCCGGCCGCUCCCAAGUUGAUAGCCAGACCAGCCGCAUCACGGCCUACGACAUCCAUCACGCGGAAGGAUUCCGCGUUCCGUAUUCUCUUACAAUAGUUGACACGCCCGGCUACGGCGACACCAAAGGCCUCGACAGGGACCAAGAAAUCACCGAAAUGGUCCGCAAAUUUUUUGAAGACAAGGACGGAAUCCAGGAGCUGGAUGUGAUUGGCUUCGUGGCGCAAGCUUCCCUUCCUCGAUUGACGCCCACUCAGAUUUACAUUUUCGAUUCUGUUCUCUCCAUCUUUGGUAACGACGUCAAAGAAAACAUCAACUUUUUACUAACGUUCGCAGACAGCCAAGUUCCGCCCGUCUUGAGCGCCAUUUCCCAAGCUGGCCUGCCAUGUCCGAUUGAUGCCGAUACUGGAAAGCCCCUUCACAACAAAUUUAACAAUUCCGGUUUUUUUUGCUCCAGCCGCGAGUCAGGAAACACAGCCGAUAAAUUCAACCGAUUCUUCUGGCAAAUGGGAAUGGAAAACUUCCAGCGCUUCUUCACCGUGUUGGCGACGAUGAAAACCAAGUCUCUUUCCCUAACUAAACAGGUCCUUGACGAACGGAAGCGACUGGAGUCGACGGUGGAUGGGCUUCAACCGCUGAUCAAAAUCGGCUUGGCGAAAAUGGAAGAGAUGCGCAAAACCAAGCAAAUGAUCACCAAUUGUCAGGCGCAGAUAGACGCAAACGAAAAUGUGGAAUUCGAAGUGGAGGUGAACAUGCCCAAGAAAGUUGAGAACCUGAGCGGCUACCUGACGAACUGCAACAAGUGUUACGUCACUUGCCACAAUCCUUGUGGUAUUCCAAACGACGACGGCAAGAUGGACUGCUGGGCCAUGGAUUUCAGUACGCCUAGGGAAACUCGUUCCUGUCGCAUCUGCCCGGAAAAGUGUAUAUGGAAUAUGCACGCUAAUCAGCCGUACAGGUGGGAGUACGUGACUGAAAAGCAGGCCACUUCCUCGGACGCCAUCAAGCAAAAGUACGAGGCGGAAUUGAAAAAGAAACUGACGGCGGAGGAACUGGUGAAGGAGCUGGAAAAGCACGUCGAGGACAACAACAAAAUCGUCCUGCAGAGAGUCGACACGGUUUCACGCUGUAUCCAGCAGUUGGACGCCAUUGCCCUGCGUCCAAAUCCUUUCUCGACUCCGCAGUACAUCGACCUCAUCAUCGACGCCGAGCAACAGGAGAAACGUCUCGGCUUCAAGGAGCGGAUCGAGAGUUUGAAGAAGCUGCGCCAAAUGGCCGUCAUCACCAGCAAAGUCCGGAACAACGAAUCUCUUUUGACGUCUGACCGGAAGGACGACGUGGAUGGAGAAUCGACCGAUGAUGAAGAGGAUGACGGGGAGACGGCCGAUGCAGAAGAUGACGAUGGCGCCUCAUUCCAAAGCCUAGAUGACAGAAUGAAAAAUUUGAUGAGUUCUACCGACGGCCAGAAAUUCCAAAGUUCAUUUUUUAAUCAUUGAAAAUGUGUCGUGUAUUCUCUUAAGAAAAUUGUUCCGAAUUGUUCCGAAUUGUGUCAUUCUUUUUGAUAAAAUUCUUUUUUUUCACGGACAAUUUUCGACUUUGUCUGAUCUGGAUUUUGCUUUUCUCUUUUUCUUAUAAUUAUUUCCCACGCUCUUGUGUUUUGGCAUUUUGUUUCGUCAUCUGCUAUUCAUAAUCUUCUGUGCUCUUUCGUUCUUACACAUUUGAAAUGCGUGGAAUUUAAUUCAGAAAACUAUUACGUUCAACUUGGAAUAAAAUUCUUCAUCAAGA